UUCAAUUUUCACUCUCUCACAAAACUGGUGAGUUUCAUAGUACGAUAGUAUAUGAAAAUACAUAAUCAUAAACGUGGCUAUAAAAACCUAAUUUGGUAGCGUUAACGCCAUUGAUUCGCCCAACGCAAAACCUUUUUUCCUGUAUAAAACGAGGGGAGAGAGAAGACUCAAACCCAGAAAAAUUUUUAGUUUAUUAUUUUUUCUGUGUCUCGCAUUACUUUUUCCCGCUCAUCGAAUUGUUGACUCGCAUUAAACAAGGCGAUUGCAUUGGUUUUUUGCGAUCAACUGACACUUAAAAGACAUCCGUUUCAGCGACCAGCGCUUUCGAUACUGAGUAUUUUUCAGAGAUUGCUAACUUAGAAAUAGUUUGAGCUGCUCUUCUGUUAUUUCAAUCUUUCUAUUGAGUUCCGUCCUUGCCUAAGGAUACUCUCUGGUAGUUGUAGACUGGAUCCUAAUAAGAUAAUUAUUUAUGGAGCACGACGCAGGAAGAGGUUUGGACAACCUGAAGACUAUGGAUGGGAAGGAGAGUGAAAAUGCUCAUGCCAAUGGAUCAAAUAACGCUGUUGUUGUUCCCAAUUGUUGCUUAAAGGCUAGGGUGUAUGACCCUGAGCUUGAAGCCAAUUGCCACUCCACUGUCGUUUCCGGAUGGUUUUCUCAACCUCCGCGGCCAUCCUCUGAUGAAAAGGAGAGGGUGUUGUAUUUCAAUAAUCCAAUGUGGCCAGGAGAAGCACAUUCUCUGAAAGUAGAGAAGACUUUAUUCAAGGGAAAGUCAGAAUUCCAGGAGGUCUUGGUUUUUGAGUCUGCAUCAUAUGGGAAAGUUCUAGUGCUUGAUGGCAUUGUUCAGUUGACCGAGAAAGAUGAAUGCGCCUAUCAGGAGAUGAUAGCCCAUCUUCCUCUCUGUUCAAUCAAAUCUCCUAAGAAUGUUCUGGUUGUUGGGGGUGGUGAUGGUGGAGUUCUGAGGGAAAUUUCUCGACAUAGCUCUGUAGAGCUGAUUGAUAUUUGUGAGAUUGAUAAAAUGGUUAUAGAUGUCAGUAAAAAGUUUUUCCCCGACUUGGCUGUUGGCUUUGAGGAUCCUCGUGUCAAUCUUCAUGUUGGUGAUGCUGUUGAGUUUCUACGGAAUACCCCUGAAGGGAAGUAUGAUGCUAUCAUAGUUGAUUCAUCAGAUCCUGUUGGUCCGGCUCAAGAGCUUGUGGAAAAACCAUUCUUUGCAACGUUAGCAAGGGCAUUAAGACCUGGCGGUGUACUUUGCAACAUGGCAGAGAGCAUGUGGCUUCAUACACAUCUUAUUCAGGAUAUGAUCUCAAUUUGCCGUGAAACAUUUAGUACUGUUCAUUAUGCAUGGGCCAGUGUUCCUACAUAUCCUAGUGGUGUUAUUGGGUUUCUUCUGUGUUCGACUGAGGGACCGCCUGUUGAUUUUAAGCACCCUGUUAAUCCUAUUGAGAAACUAGAGGGAGCUCUUCAGCACCAGAGGGAGCUUAGGUUUUACAAUUCUGAGAUGCAUGAAGCUGCCUUUGCCUUGCCGUCCUUUGUAAGGAGGGAGGUGAGCUGUCUCCGUGAUGUCCCACCUACUGAAGGAGUUAAGCUUUAACUUAUUUUGCAUUUUCUGUGAAGUUAUUACCCAUUUCGUUUCCUUGCUGCUGGAGUUGCACAAGGGUAUCAGCGGUAGACUGAUGGGAGAUGUAGAUGCGGCGAUUUAUCUGUGUAGCUGGUAUUGGUAUUGAAGACGACAUGAGCAUGUAAUAUGCAAGUUUUACUACUUCUAUAUCUAUUGUUGACUUGUUUGACUAGGUACUCAACGUCUCUUAGUUGAUAUUGAGAUAUGAAUAAAUGCGUUUUUGCAUUUAAUGCCGUAUAUCACUCUUGGCUAUCUAGUCAAGGUACGUAAUUGGGUCUGACUGCAGGCAUGUUGUUUAGUGUGCUUUUACGGCUAGGCCUCUCUGAACCCUUACGCUUGUGUGUUGCCUGGAUCAAUUAGUUAAGAACUUAGGUAUGCUAUAUGUUGCUUUGGAAACUGUUAAAAUGGAAUAAGUUAGUUGUGACUUGUGAAUCA
Messenger RNA from Nicotiana attenuata, 2050 nucleotides. Its product is annotated as spermine synthase. Gene Ontology annotation, cellular component: cytosol. The transcript has 12 exons. Lineage: Eukaryota; Viridiplantae; Streptophyta; Magnoliopsida; Solanales; Solanaceae. Gene Ontology annotation, molecular function: spermidine synthase activity. Gene Ontology annotation, biological process: spermidine biosynthetic process. The coding region runs from base 470 to 1588 and encodes 372 amino acids. The record is from RefSeq and is a predicted model, not a curated record.